Messenger RNA from Anolis carolinensis (green anole), 2718 nucleotides. RefSeq names its product solute carrier family 35 member G2 (gene slc35g2). NCBI's taxonomy places the organism in Eukaryota, Metazoa, Chordata, Lepidosauria, Squamata, Anolidae. The transcript is spliced from 2 exons. Gene Ontology annotation, cellular component: plasma membrane. The coding region runs from base 360 to 1592 and encodes 410 amino acids. The record is from RefSeq and is a predicted model, not a curated record.
AGCAUGCUCCCUAUUUUUCUGGUCUGUUCCCUGCAUUUUAUGCUUUAGCUGUAGCCUCCCUCUCCUCUCUAGUGCCUCUAUGUGCUGACAGCAAAGAGGACAGGAAAAGAAAAUCUGCGUUAUUUCUCCUCCACCUACCCUAAACUGACAACACUUUGCUCUCUAUUUCUGGUUUCCCGGGAUCUUUGGGUUCAUAGGGAGCUAUCCUCAUUUCUGCCUGUUUUAUUUGAACGACAGGGAUGGAUACAGUGCUGAACACUGAAGAGCAGACUUCUCUAUAACAUCUCCUGGCCUUGGUAUAUUUUUGAGGGGUUACUUAUUUGACAUCUUCUAAGGGAGAGCUCUGGUUAUCUAUAGAAAUGGAUACUUCACCUUCCAAACAAUACCCCGUGAAGAAACGCGUGAAAAUUCAUCCCAACACAGUGACAGUGAAAUAUACAUCUCACUAUCCACAGCCUGGAGAACUGGAAUACGAAGAAAUUAACGAAGAAAAUGAGACUUUUGUAGAAGAUAAUCCAAAGAGAAGACUGCUAAGUGAUGGUCGGCGGAAAGGAAGGUCCUUCUUUGGGACUAUUGACAUCCCAUCACAGACAGAACAAAAGCCAGAGAGCCACAAGAGUGGACAAGGCCAGGCUUUUGUUGAUGGAAGCAUUUUUCAGUCCAGAAAGACUUGGGCUAUUCUUUUAGGAUCUGCUUUGGCUCAUGGUUGCGUGGCCCUAAUCACUAGACUUGCUUCUGAUCGUUCCAAAGUGCCAUCUCUAGAACUGAUCUUCAUUCGUUCUGUUUUACAAGUGUUUUCUGUCUUAGUCGUGUGCUACUACCAUGAGGACCCCUUUGGACCAAAGGGCCACCGCCUACGGCUAUUCUUCUAUGGAGUGUGCAAUGUUAUAUCAAUUACCUGUGCUUACACCUCCUUUGCAAUAGUACCCCCAAGCAACGGGACGACUAUGUGGAGAGCUACCACUACAGUCUUCAGUGCCAUUUUGGCAUUUUUACUAGUAGAUGAACGAAUGGCUUAUGUCGAUGUCAUUACUGUGGCUGGCAGCAUUGUUGGUGUUUGUCUGGUCAUGAUCCCCAAUAUUGUUGAUGAAGAAAACUCUCUCUUAAAUAUUUGGAAGGAGGCCUUUGGUUAUACCAUGACAGUUAUGGCAGGCUUAACCACAGCCCUCUCCAUGAUAGUGUACAGGUCCAUUAAGGAUGAUGUGAGCAUGUGGACAGCACUUUUCACUUUUGGUUGGACUGGAACAGUAUGGGGAGUCUCCACUAUGUUUUUCCUUCAAGAGCCAAUAAUUCCACUGAAUGGAGAGAGCUGGAGCUAUCUUCUAGGUAUCUGUAUAUGUUCCACAGUGGCUUUUCUGGGUGUUUAUUAUGCUUUGAGCAAAUUCCAUCCAGCCUUGGUCAGCACAGUGCAGCAUCUGGAGAUUGUGAUAGCCAUGAUCCUUCAGCUUCUUGUGUUGCGGAUCUUCCCCAGCAUUUAUGAUCUGAUUGGAGGAGCUAUCAUCAUCAUUAGUGUCUUCUUCCUUGCAUGGUAUAAACUCUCCUGGAAGCAAAAGCAUGAUUAUCAGGAGAUCCUGGAUUCUUCCAUUAAAUGAAUGCAAAAUGGUUCUGUUCUGUUUACUGCCACAUAUAACUAAUAUAAUUUUAGGUAUGUCUUUUGUAUGGUAUUGUUAAUAGAAUACUGCCAUUUCUUGUUCUAAAAUAGGAGGUAAAAUCUGCCUCAGUACAGCUCAAUACACCAGAAAUAUCUGUUCUAGAACCUAUAUGUGAGAAUUGUUUUAAAAUAUAAAACGAUGAAAGUAAUAUUUUAUUUGUAUGUAGUGUACAGUAAGUGCCAAUACCCAAUAUAGACGAUUAUGUGUAAGAGCUAUCUUACUGCAUUUUAAUAGGCAUCAUCCUAAGAAAGUUCCUAUAUCAGAUUUGCUGUCCAUCUGUUUGGAGUAGUCUUUUGCAGGGUUUAUGGAAAGGCAGCCUAUAGAAGGAAAUUACGACAAGCAGAGUACUUUAACUUUUUGCUGAGAGGAUCCACUCUGACCUAGAUGUCUCUACAAAGUUUGUAGUUGUACUAUCUAGGGUGCUUGGUGCAUGGAUGACUCCAACAGAUCUCACCAGGAAUAUCUACGUAGCAGUUCCUCCUGUGAUCAAAGCUUUGUGGAAUGGACAGAUGGAUACUUGACCCAUCAACUUGUGGGUUUCCUAAAGGCUCUCUGUAGAAGUUUGUAACUGCAGAAAGGACCUCUGCAAAUUAACAUGAACUCUAAAUGAGAAGAAUGAUUGUUCAUGGAAACCAUGCAUCCUAUUUGUUUGUAGUACCUGUUAGUUUAUAAGAGUGAAUUUUAACGUGUAUACUUACAAUAAUAAGCAUACUCAUAUUUUAUAUCUGUUGCACAGUUCUGAUACAGACUUUUUAAACCUCAAGACCUUCACUACUUUUCCUCUCAGAAGGAAUACAUAUAUUAAUGAUUGCUGUUUCUAGUUAUUUUCAAACAUUCCAAGUCCUAAUCUAAUCAGAAGGCAGUAGAAACAAACAAUAGCCACAUGCCUCUUUGAAAAGUACAUUCCUCCCUGUAUUUAUACUUACCUAUGUGGACUGAAGUCAAUAUCAAUUCUGUUGAAGUGCCAUCUACAGAGAUAAGAUGCACCCUUGAAAUGGUAGUGGUCUGACUUAUAAAGAAUGUAAAUUUUAAAUAUUUUUAAUAUUAAAUAUUAUUUCCAACAUUA